Molecule: messenger RNA, 2370 nt
Organism: Hyaena hyaena (striped hyena)
Lineage: Eukaryota; Metazoa; Chordata; Mammalia; Carnivora; Hyaenidae
Product: ATPase PAAT-like
Exons: 6
Coding region: 151-1488 (445 amino acids)
Source: RefSeq, a predicted model, not a curated record
UCCUUUCCCCACUGGACGAGGAGCCGCGGGUCUUGGAAUUGAAGCCCGCCGAGCCGGAAGUCGCUGUGCUUCUUCACCUCCCUCCGCACCGGCGGAAACACUAGCCGUGGAAGAGAGGUUCCGGAGUUGGCGUGGGCUGGCGGCCGCAGAAUGGAGCCCCGGGCCGAGGACGCGGGACUGAGCCGCCGCCUGGUGCUGGCGUCUUCCUGGGAUGCUGCCUGCGGGGCCCUGGCCCGGAGCCUCCGUCUCACCCGGGCUGAUCUCGGCGGCCCGGACUUGGACUGGGAGGAGCUGCUGGCGCCGCCUGCCCCGGGCCAAGGUCUGGUGAGUUUGAAAAGAAGCCCCGACAGCCAGGAUGAAAACCCCUGCUUCCUUUACCUGAGAGGUGACCCUAACGGAGGUGAAGAAAUCGUUUCUAUUGGCAUUUUAAGUUCAGCGAGAAAUAUGGAAGUGUACUUAGGAGAGGAGUACUGUGGAACCAGUAGGGGCAAGAAUGUGUGUAGUGAUCUGGAUAACAGUGAAGAUGAGAAGAUUAUUUUGUACAAAAAAUAUCUUAAAUUGGAGUCCUCCACUCGUACUUGUAAAAUAAAGUUGCUCUCCUUUGGUGAAAAGCCAUGUGUGUUCCUCAGUAGAGUUGUGGUACACAUGAGGCAGGUUUCAGCCAGUUCUUCCAUGAGGUCUCCUGCUCUGGGAUCAAGGAUAGACCUGCAGAGGGUCCAGACGAUCAUGGAGUCCAUGGGGUCAAAGUUGUCACCUGGAGCUCAGCAACUGAUGGAUAUGGUUCGAUUUCAGCAGCAGAAUUGCGUUCCCAUUGGAGAGCAGCUUCAGUCCAUUCUGGGAAAUGCUAGCUACAAACGCUUGGCUGACCUGCAGUCGUCAUCUGCUUCAGGAGCCUUCGACAAGUCCCCGCCCACGCCUUUUCCUUUCAGAACCGGAUUGACCUCUGGAAACGUGAUGGAAGACUUAAAAGCUCACAUUGAUAAAAGUCCACAGCCGCCUGGUGGAGGAAAGACCACAGACCUCAAAGAGUAUAAAACUGUGUCACAAAGCCAUGGUCUUUUCGAGAAAGACCUCAGAAAUACAGUUUCUUCUUUGCUACCAAAGAAAGCAAGUGACAGUUCCAGUAUCCCUAACUCUGACUUGCUGCCUUUUCUCCAGAAUUUAUGUAGUCAAGUGAACCAUCUCUGCGUGGGACGUAGCACUAACUGGCAGGAAAACCUCACUAAGACUGGUGAAGGCAUUGCUGGUGCUGUAACGGAAGAGCAGCCCGUGUGCUCCUACUUGGAAAAGAUCCUUACUGAAAGUAUGGACCUGAUGGAAAAGAGGCUGGUGGACUACAUCGAUCGGCGGAUACAUGAACUGCAGGAGCACAUAGACACAAAGAUGGCUCCGCUAAUGGAUGUGCUGCAGAAUCCUUACUCCCUGCCCGCCGGGGCGGCCCUCAAGCAGUGUGACUCCGGAGAAGGACUUUCAAAUGGAGAAAGAUAAGUGCUCAACGUGUAUAGUAUACUACAGAUAUUUAUUACGUAUUUAUUACAAAGCCAAAACCCAACAAAUUCAAAGCAAGUACUCAUGGCAUCUGAGGAUCAUCAUCUUCCAUAAAGUGACCUCAGUGUUCAUUUUAACUGUACUUGUUCCUGUAAACCCGGUCCUGUGCACUAAGAUCUAACUUGAUGGGGUUAUAAAUUAUUUUUGUUUACGAUAUUGUUCACUCUGACAGAAAUGUAUGUGUAUUUCUGGCUUAACUGUUUAAAAAUGUUAAGAACUUUUAAUGUAAUCCAUGAGUCUGUGUUGUAUAAUGGUUUUGAUAGAAGUACAUUUUUUUAUUUAUAAUAGGGCUUAUUUUAUGGUGUUAGUAUGAAAAAGAAGACUUAGAUAUCUGAUAAUUUUUCAUUUUCUGAUUGAUUUUUCAUGGAAAAUUAGAUACUUAAGACUUAAAAACCUUUCAUUCAGAUCACUGAUUUAUGUUUGGGGGUGUCUGCGCUCAGACAGUGGCCCAGAUGCAGUGCUGGGCACGUGUACGCACGGACGCAGCGGGGCCGUUACUGUCUGUUCCGCGGCGAAUAGCGGUGAGUAGAAUGCAAACAUCAGAACUGGCCCGUCCUUGUUGUGAUUAUUACUAUAGAUUUAGUGUUUGAUGUAAAAUGAGAGGAUUCAUCCUGUUUCAUCUCAGUAAACCCAGAAAGCGUGCGGAACCUUCCUUUCCUGAGCAGAUACAGGUUCUUGCCCGAGGCCUUCUCUCAUGGUUUCCACUGUGAGGGGCUGAGGCCUGCACCGAAGGAAGAAGGCGUGUGCAGCAAGGAGACUGGGACUCUCUCUGGCAGACGUCAUUUUCUGAAAUGAAACUACUGUGUGUGUGUGUGUUUAAAA